Meyerozyma guilliermondii ATCC 6260 is the source of this 393-nucleotide messenger RNA. Its product is annotated as tubulin-binding prefolding complex subunit. The record is from RefSeq and is a predicted model, not a curated record. Lineage: Eukaryota; Fungi; Ascomycota; Pichiomycetes; Serinales; Debaryomycetaceae. The transcript has a single exon. Gene Ontology annotation, cellular component: cytoplasm; prefoldin complex. Gene Ontology annotation, biological process: protein folding. Bases 1 to 393 code for a protein of 130 amino acids.
AUGGAGUUACUACCCCAAGGUCAAAAGAACACCGCCACCGAGGUCUCGUGGGAGGACCAGCAACGUAUAAACAAGUUUUCGUCGCUCAUAAAUAAAAAAGAUGAUUUACAAGACACAUUGAAAAAUUACACCGUCGAGAAGGAAUAUCUUGAUGAUCUCGGAUUGGAAAUUGAAAUGCUUGACGAAGAAGAAAAGAUCCAAUACAAAAUUGGCGAAGCAUUUUUCUUUCUCUCUGCAGACCAAGCAACCCUCAAAAUCGAGAAGCAAGACGAAGAAUUGGCAAGCAAAAUAUCCAAGACUGAAGAAACCAUUGACGAGAUCGAUGAACAAUUGGCGUCGUUAAAAAAGCAACUCUACGCCAAAUUUGGGUCCAAUAUCAAUUUGGAGCGAUAA